AUGUUUCCUUACGGUCAAUACCCUCCCAGCGGCAACACUUACGGCGAUGGAUAUUACGAUCCUCAAGGUAGGCGGGGUAGUAUGCCGUAUCCGAGUGGCGGAUAUGUGUAUGACAACCCUUCUAGAACCCUUCCCAGUGCUCGACGAGCGAGCUUGACAGAAGAGCUGAGUGCCGCUCGAGCCAGUGCUAUGUAUGGUAGACAGGAGUACUCACAAUAUGCUCUUCCUGAAGCACGAGAAUCUCGAAGGGACAACGAGCGACCCUCUCAUACUAGCCAAAUGACCGAGGAUCGACCGCGGAAGAGUAUCACAAGUGGUGGCUCAAUUCAACCUAACAGUAAGCACGAGUAA
Molecule: messenger RNA, 351 nt
Organism: Kwoniella mangroviensis CBS 8507
Lineage: Eukaryota; Fungi; Basidiomycota; Tremellomycetes; Tremellales; Cryptococcaceae
Exons: 1
Coding region: 1-351 (116 amino acids)
Source: RefSeq, a predicted model, not a curated record